This is a messenger RNA of Phragmites australis (common reed), 1097 nucleotides long. RefSeq lists its product as uncharacterized. The record is from RefSeq and is a predicted model, not a curated record. Bases 539 to 931 code for a protein of 130 amino acids. NCBI's taxonomy places the organism in Eukaryota, Viridiplantae, Streptophyta, Magnoliopsida, Poales, Poaceae. The transcript has 3 exons. Gene Ontology annotation, biological process: nucleoside triphosphate catabolic process. Gene Ontology annotation, molecular function: nucleoside triphosphate diphosphatase activity.
UUUUAACAUCGGAUCCUCUUCCUCCAGGUUUUUAUUAGAGACUUCUUAAUGGGGCGUGCGAGACCGGGGUUUAAACCCCCGACUGACUCCUGUCGCCCUUAGAGGUUUGCCGCUAGUGUAUCUUGCCGAGGCCUUUACACUCACGGUGCGCUCUCAAUCCUCUGGCGUGACGGUGCGGCUAAGUCAGAGGAAAUAUGACAGUUGAUGUCUGAAGAUUCUACGUGAUUACCAUCUUCUUUCCCUGUGCACACCUUCCUUAACAAGCACAACAAUCCAUGCAUUUGCAAAAGGUAUUCCAGGUGGCUACUAAUUGCAUUUCUCUGUCAUUCCUCGCGCAACAAGCUGGCCUAUAUCCCACAACCAUUGAUACUUCCCCAAUUGUUUAAUUCCUUGCCAACUUUGUUGCGAGCCGGCGAGUAUAUAAAUCCCCUCCGCCUUUGCUUUCCAAAGCACCAGGCCAGAGGUAGGCAGAGGUAGGCACCUCGAUUGGCAAGUGCUGGAGAGAUCGCUUUGUUUACGGUUUUCUGGGCGAGGCGAGAUGGAGGGCGAGAAGACGGUGGCCGCCAUGGAGGAGGGGGAGAAGAAGGAGGUGGUCGGCGUUGAUGUGAGCCUCAAGGAGCUGUCCAAGAAGCUCGAUGACUUCGCCAAGGAGAGGGACUGGGAGCAGUACCAUAGCCCAAGGAACCUUCUGCUUGCCAUGAUAGCUGAAGUUGGGGAGCUGUCAGAGCUGUUCAUGUGGAAAGGGGAGGUGCCGAAUGGGCUGCCAGGGUGGGAGCAGGCCGAGAAGGAGCACCUCGGCGAGGAGCUAUCCGACGUGCUACUCUACCUGAUCCGCCUCUCCGACAUGUGCGGCGUCGACCUCGGCGACGCUGCCACCAGGAAGAUCGUGAAGAACGCCGUCAAGUACCCAGCACCGUCAAGAGCAGCUUGACGAGCAGUGCCGGCUGGAUGCGUUUUCUGUACUUCUUUGCUGUUUCGUGAUGACUGGUGCCUGAUUGCUAGAACUAGUGAGGUUAUCAGAGCAUUGAACCUUUGUCAUUGGCUGGAUGUGCUAUGGCUAAUACGGUAAUACCUACAUGAUGCUUGAAGCUUUUCGA